This is a messenger RNA of Ochotona curzoniae (black-lipped pika), 991 nucleotides long. RefSeq names its product transmembrane and coiled-coil domains 2 (gene TMCO2). Lineage: Eukaryota; Metazoa; Chordata; Mammalia; Lagomorpha; Ochotonidae. The transcript has 2 exons. The coding region runs from base 362 to 916 and encodes 184 amino acids. Gene Ontology annotation, cellular component: nucleus. The record is from RefSeq and is a predicted model, not a curated record.
UUUAGCCAGCUGUGACUAGUCAGCCUUUCUGCUAAGCUUUCCACAUUUCAGGUGACUAGUGGCUGCAGUAAUGGACAGGCAGAUAGAAAACCUCUGUCGUGUAGUCCCGAUGGACAGUAAUGUACUGAGUAUAUUGGCCAAAGAUCAGAGAAACUAAUCAGCUUUUAAAGAUCUCGUACUGUGCCUCAUUGGUUCUGAAUGAGAAGGUUGAUUGGACAAGGGCAAACAAGUUGACCUUUGAACGGUGACAUCACAAAGCACAGCUCACAGUGACUCCACCUGGUCUCCCAGGCCACUCUCAAUUCAUCUAGAUUCCUGAAGCCUCUGCACAUGUAAUCCCUGGAGCUGCUGUGUUACUAAAAUGCCACCAUCUUCAUCUUCAUUUACCUGGGAUAACCUUUUAGAUUCUCUCUCUCUGAACACAAUAUGGAAUUGGAUACAAGCAGUUCUUCCUGGAGAUGCUGGUUCGCCUCAGACAGAUAAUUUGGGGAUACUGGAUAAUCUUGCUCCGGCAGUGCAAGUCAUCCUGGGAAUUUGCUUUUUGGCUUUGUUGGCAAUAGGAUUGUAUUCCUUAUGGAAACGAAGUGUUCGAUCAAUUCAGAAAAUACUGCUGUUUGUUAUCACACUCUACCAACUCUACAAGAAGGGAUCCGAUUUUUUCCAGGCUUUGUUAGCCAACCCAGAAGGGAAUGCUCAACUUAAAGAAAAUAGUAAUAUCUUCCUGUCCUUGGGUCUUCAAGAGAAAAUUUUGAAAAAACUACAGACGGUGGAAAACAAAGUAAAAGACCUAGAGGGGAUGAUCAUUGCCCAAAAGCCUGCCAUGAAGAGGGAGUGCUCUGCUGGACCCUACUGCAGCUGUUCUGACUGCCAGAGUCCUUUGUUCACCUCAGGGUUUACGUCUGCAUCUGAAAUGUGAUUAGCUCCAAUCUUCAGAAAUCAUUGUUUCUCCUCUGUGUGCCGUGGUAUACCAGUAAAGAUAGAGAACUAUAUU